Molecule: messenger RNA, 1367 nt
Organism: Andrographis paniculata
Lineage: Eukaryota; Viridiplantae; Streptophyta; Magnoliopsida; Lamiales; Acanthaceae
Product: probable E3 ubiquitin-protein ligase RHC1A
Exons: 2
Coding region: 181-1122 (313 amino acids)
Biological process (GO): protein ubiquitination
Cellular component (GO): cytoplasm
Molecular function (GO): ubiquitin protein ligase activity
Source: RefSeq, a predicted model, not a curated record
AACUUCUAGAACCGCAGGUUCCCAAUCCUCCAUUAUUUCCUCGCUUUCGGCGCUCUCUUCUCAGGGUUAUCCGCCGCGAUCUCUGCUGAAUUCUGUUCAGAUCGUUUCUACUCGGACUGAUGCAGGUACUGAAGAUACAGCUAUAAAUUCCCCUGUCAGAUAUUCAUAUCAUAAAAAAGAAUGUCGAGCAACGGAAAUACACACUGGUGCUAUCAAUGUGGCCAACCAGUUCGACCACGAGGUCAUAAUAUGGUUUGCCCGUACUGCGAUGGAGGCUUCAUACAAGAGCUCCCUGAAGUUAUGGGCAUUCCUUCUGGCGGCGAUGCUCCGAAUUUUGGAUUCACGGAACGUUACCAUGAUCCAAGAUUCGGUAUAAUGGAUGCAUUUGCUUCUGUGAUGAGGCAAAGAAUGAUGGGAAGGGAUUCCAACUUUGACGUCCGAGCACGUCCUGGCAUGAUCCCAGAACGAACUGUGGGAAUUGGUUCCAGACCCCCCGGCCCAUUUUUGAUACUCCAUGGUGGUCAAUCUCAAGCUGGCAUCCCUGACUAUGAUCCAUUCGAUAUCUUCUUCAAUGGAGGGUCCGGGAUGAGGCAUAGGCGAGGUGAUUUCAGCGAGUUCUUUAUGGGACAUGGGCUACAAGAAAUAAUCGAGCAGCUAAGCAUGAACGAUAGGCGGGGCCCGCCUCCAGCGCCGCGUUCUGCAAUUGAUGCUAUGCCGACAAUUAAAAUUACCCAGCGCCAUCUCAAUACAGAUGCCCACUGCCCCGUGUGUCAAGAAAAGUUUGAGCUCGGCUCAAAAGCAAGACAAAUGCCGUGUGAUCAUAUUUACCAUUCGGACUGCAUUGUUCCUUGGCUCGUUGAGCAUAACUCUUGCCCUGUUUGCCGUGUCGAGUUACCUUCCCAGGUUUCUGGAAACUCCCGGCCUGUCUGGAAUCAAAGGUCUGGGAAUCCAAGCAGCAGCAACAAUGCGAGGAGGGAAUCGAGUAAUUCUCAGAACUCGAGCCGAUGGAAUCCGUUCUCGUUCUUCUGGUCCUCCAGUUCUUCUAAUCAAAACAACCGUGGAAGCAGCUCAGCGGCCUCGAAUGAGGGACACAACAGGUCGAGAUGGCCGUUUGACUAUUGAUCGGUAUUCUUCCUUAAACCCCCUCGUUAUUUAUACGUGUUUGUGUUUGCGCGCUUACAGUGUCGGGUUUGUGGCUUUUGAUCUGAAUAACUAACUUCCUCUUAACACGAGUGAAAGUUAUUUGAUGAUCUAUAGUCUUUGUUAAGUUAAAAAAAACUUACAUGUGGCGAUGAGAAUGAGAAAUAUCAUCAUUGUCCACCUAAGUGCAUUCUAUCGUCUACAGUGUAUAUAAUUAUUUUGGAUCA